UAUAAAAUCGCUAUAUUGUGUCAAAAACUGAUACUUAUUUUUAAUUGUUUAAUAAAUUAUUUCAGGUAGUUUAAUAAUGUUUUCAAACGUAACUUUUAUAUUAAUUAAUUUUUUUACAUUAAGUGUUAUUACUUCGAGUAUUAAAUGUGCUCACCAAACUACUCCAGUUCAAAGAAGUAAUAAAAUUAUACCUGAGCAUACACCCAAGAAUCAAGAAAGUAAAAAACAUUUACUUGAACUAGCACCAAUGGAGAAUGAAAGAAAAAUAUCUAUGACUGAAUCUGCACUCUUAAAUAACGGAAAAAUACAACCGGGUUACAACAAUGUUGAUGAUCUUUGUGGAAAUUCACGACCUGCUACAGAAUAUCCUAAUGAAAACACAUUAGAGCCAACCUAUUCGAGUGAUCAUGUGACUGGACAUACAACAGAUUAUGCAUCGAGUUUCAAUACUAACGAAGGUAGAAACAUAAGCUAUAGUACUUCGGAUUAUAGGACGUCAAGUUAUAGUACGUCGUCUUUUGAUAAUUAUGAUGGGAUGAUUUAGAGUAAACAGUCAUUAAUAAUAAUAUUAUAGAUGAAUGACAAUAAAUUUAUUCAGCAUAUCGUCAUCAACAACUUAGUUUUUAAUCUUUUUACGUCUUCGCGUUGUGUCUUUUAAGUAAUGUAAUAAAAUUGCAAAUUAUACAUUUUUUUUCAAAAUUUUUAUUACAAUAUUGUAAAAAUUACACAUUUUAUUUUUCAAAAUAAAAUUUAUUGUGAAAUUAAAAGA
Daktulosphaira vitifoliae (grape phylloxera) is the source of this 769-nucleotide messenger RNA. RefSeq lists its product as uncharacterized. Lineage: Eukaryota; Metazoa; Arthropoda; Insecta; Hemiptera; Phylloxeridae. The record is from RefSeq and is a predicted model, not a curated record. Bases 77 to 544 code for a protein of 155 amino acids. The transcript has 10 exons.